Messenger RNA from Colletotrichum destructivum, 3525 nucleotides. Its product is annotated as Putative carbamoyl-phosphate synthetase, large subunit oligomerization domain-containing protein. The record is from RefSeq and is a predicted model, not a curated record. Gene Ontology annotation, cellular component: cytoplasm. The transcript has 4 exons. Lineage: Eukaryota; Fungi; Ascomycota; Sordariomycetes; Glomerellales; Glomerellaceae. Gene Ontology annotation, molecular function: carbamoyl-phosphate synthase (glutamine-hydrolyzing) activity; ATP binding; metal ion binding. The coding region runs from base 1 to 3525 and encodes 1174 amino acids.
AUGCCGUCGGCCAUGUCAAGUUCUUUGGCAGGUCGAGCUCCGGCCGUCCUCCGACAUGGUCGACGAGUCCCGACAGCUCUGACCGGCCGUAACUUCACUCUCGCCGCUUCCAACGGUCUGGCUAGGGCCCAGCUUCAGAACAGCAACGCGAAGCUGUUGCAGAAGCGCCUCUUCUCCUCGAGCGCCCUUCGCCCCGGUGCUGCGCAAUCUGCGCCGAACCCCAAGGCGUAUCUGGAGAGCGGCGCUAUCAAGCCUUCUGCCGGUGUCGAUGUCAAGAAGGUGCUGGUCAUUGGCAGUGGUGGUCUUGCCAUUGGCCAAGCUGGAGAGUUCGACUACUCAGGAUCGCAAGCUCUCAAGGCUCUGAAGGAGGCGGGCGUCCAGUCCGUCCUCAUCAACCCGAACAUUGCCACCAUCCAGACCAACCACACACUCGCCGAUGAGGUCUAUUACCUGCCUGUCACCCCGGAAUACGUGACGUACGUUAUCGAGAAGGAGAAGCCCGAUGGUAUCUUCCUCUCUUUCGGUGGCCAGACCGCCUUGAACCUCGGUGUCCAGAUGCAGCGCUUGGGUCUCUUUGAGAAGUACGGCGUCAAGGUCCUCGGAACUAGCGUCAAGACCCUCGAAACCAGUGAGGAUCGCGAUCUUUUUGCUCGCGCUCUCGAUGAGAUCGACAUCCCCAUCGCCAAGUCGAUCGCAGUCGGAACCAUUGAGGAGGCCCUCGACGCCGCCGAGAAGGUCGGAUACCCCAUCAUCGUCCGUGCCGCUUACGCGCUAGGUGGUUUGGGCUCCGGUUUUGCAAACAACGAGGAGGAGCUUCGCAACAUGGCUGCCCGCUCCCUCACUCUGUCUCCCCAGAUCUUGGUUGAGAAGUCGCUGAAGGGCUGGAAGGAGGUUGAAUACGAGGUCGUCCGUGACGCGAACAACAACUGCAUCACUGUUUGCAACAUGGAGAACUUCGACCCCUUGGGCAUUCACACCGGAGACAGUAUCGUUGUUGCUCCCAGUCAGACCCUGAGCGAUGAGGAGUACCACAUGUUGCGAUCUGCUGCUAUCAAGAUCGUCCGUCAUCUUGGUGUUGUGGGAGAGUGCAAUGUCCAGUACGCACUUCAGCCCGACGGGCUUGACUACCGUGUCAUUGAAGUCAACGCCCGUCUUUCUCGUUCCUCUGCUUUGGCCUCCAAGGCUACAGGAUACCCUCUCGCCUACACUGCUGCCAAGAUCGGUCUGGGCCACAGCCUCCCCGAGCUUCCCAACGCCGUCACCAAGACCACGACCGCUAAUUUUGAGCCUUCUCUUGACUACAUUGUCACCAAGAUUCCCCGCUGGGAUCUUUCCAAGUUCCAGCACGUCAAGCGCGACAUUGGCAGUGCCAUGAAGUCUGUAGGCGAGGUUAUGGCUAUUGGGCGUACAUUCGAAGAGUCUUUCCAGAAGGCCAUUCGCCAGGUCGACCCCAAGUUCGUUGGCUUCCAGGGCGACAAGUUCGAGGACCUCGAUUAUGAGCUCCAGAACCCUACUGAUCGCCGCUGGCUCGCCGUUGGUCAGGCCAUGCUCCACGAGAACUACUCUGUCGAUCGGGUCCACGAGCUAACCAAGAUUGACAAAUGGUUCUUGUACAAGCUCCAGAACCUUGUCGACUGUCAACGGGCUCUCGAGAGCACCGGAAGUCUGGAGAACCUUAAGAAGGACCAGAUUAUCAAGGCCAAGAAGCUUGGUUUCUCUGACAAGCAGAUUGCUCUCGCUGUUGGUAGCACUGAGGACAAGGUCCGUGCUGCUCGUCUUGCCUUUGGUAUCCGUCCCUGGGUCAAGAAGAUCGAUACCCUUGCAGCCGAGUUCCCCGCCGACACCAAUUACCUGUACACCACCUACAACGCCUCGUCUCACGAUGUCACCUUCGAGGACAAGGGCACUAUUAUUCUGGGAAGCGGCGUGUACCGCAUUGGUAGCUCGGUUGAGUUUGAUUGGUGUGCCGUUAGUGCCACCCAGACUCUGCGUCAAAUGGGCAACAAAACGGUCAUGAUUAACAUACUAACAUCCGCGUUGUACAACCCGGAAACAUACAGCACUGACUUCGAUACUGCGGAUAAAUUGUACUUCGAAGAGUUGAGUUACGAGCGUGUCAUGGAUAUUUACGAGCUAGAGAGCGCUUCCGGCGUUGUCGUGUCCGUCGGUGGCCAGCUUCCUCAGAACAUUGCCCUCCGUCUUCAGGAGAGUGGUGGCGCCAAUGUUCUCGGAACCGACCCCAAAGAUAUUGAUAAGGCCGAGGACAGACAGAAAUUCUCUGAGAUCCUCGACAGCAUCGGUAUUGACCAGCCAGCCUGGAAGGAGCUUACCUCUGUCGAGGAGGCCGAGACUUUUGCCGACCAGGUUGGCUACCCCGUUCUCGUCCGCCCCAGUUACGUUCUCUCCGGCGCUGCUAUGACUGUCAUCCAUAGCCAGGAAGACCUUAAGGAAAAGCUCGAGGCCGCUGCCAACGUUUCUCCCGACCACCCCGUCGUUAUCAGCAAGUUCAUCGAGGGCGCUCAGGAGAUCGACGUCGACGGUGUCGCUUCUGAGGGUAACCUGAUCAUCCAUGCCGUCAGUGAGCACGUCGAGCAGGCCGGUGUCCACUCCGGUGAUGCCACUCUCGUCCUGCCCCCGGCCAACCUCGACCAGACCACCAUGGACCGUGUUAAGGAUAUUGCGGAGAGAGUCGCCAAGGCCUGGCGCAUCACUGGUCCGUUCAACAUGCAGAUCAUCAAGGCCGACAACCCUGAGGGCGGCGAACCUGCGUUGAAGGUCAUUGAGUGUAACCUUCGCGCCUCCCGUUCCUUCCCCUUCGUCAGCAAGGUCCUUGGCACCAACUUCAUCGAGGUUGCUACCAAGGCUCUCGUCGGCCAGCAGGUCCCCAAGCCGGUCGAUCCCAUGGCCGUUAAGCGUGACUACCUUGCAACUAAGGUGCCCCAGUUCUCCUGGACCCGUCUCGCCGGAGCCGACCCCUUCCUUGGCGUUGAGAUGGCCUCCACUGGUGAGAUUGCUUGCUUCGGCAAGGAUCUCGUCGAGGCCUACUGGACCUCCUUGCAGUCUACCAUGAACUUCCGGAUGCCCGAGCCCGGUGAAGGUUUGCUCUUUGGCGGUCAGCUUAACAAGGAGUGGCUCCCUACUGUUGUCAACUAUCUCGCCCCCUUGGGUUACAAGCUGUACGCCGCCGACAACGAGGUCAAGGAGUUCCUGGAGUCGAGCGCCAAGAGUAAGAUCUCGGUCGACGUCAUCGAGUUUCCCAAGGAGGAUAAACGCGCCCUCCGUGAAGUCUUCCAGAAGUACGACAUUCGCGGCGUCUUCAACCUGGCCAAGGCCCGUGGCAAGACCAUCAUGGAUGUCGACUACGUCAUGCGCCGCAAUGCCGUCGACUUUGGCGUUCCCCUGUUCAUGGAGCCCAAGACUGCUAUGCUCUUUGCUCAGUGCAUGAGUGAGAAGCUGCCCCGCAAGGAGGGCAUUCCCUCCGAAGUCCGCCGCUGGUCCGACUUCCUCGGUGGCAAGCCGUUGUAA